Molecule: messenger RNA, 2643 nt
Organism: Balaenoptera ricei (Rice's whale)
Lineage: Eukaryota; Metazoa; Chordata; Mammalia; Artiodactyla; Balaenopteridae
Gene: CPNE8
Product: copine 8
Exons: 21
Coding region: 1-2259 (752 amino acids)
Biological process (GO): cellular response to calcium ion
Cellular component (GO): plasma membrane
Molecular function (GO): calcium-dependent phospholipid binding
Source: RefSeq, a predicted model, not a curated record
AUGGGAAGGGGUGGGCUUAUGAUGCGGGAUUUAGGAACUGGCGUGGGUGUGAAGAGGCGGAGACAAAACCCUAACCGCACUCCAAACCGGGCUGGGCUUGCUCUACUAGACGGUUGGGUUCUGGGUUUGCUGCUACCUAUCCCGCCAGGCUGCCCGGUGGCUCCGCAGAGCCUGACGCUCAGAGCCGGGAAAGGAUCGCGGAGAGUCCUCAGCCGGGGCUGCUGCCGGCAAGGAGGGGACAGGGAAGCUGAGAGCACGGUGCGCCACUUCCCCGGCAGCUUCAGCUUGUGCAGGCCUGGCCUGCUGCUGCCUCGCGGCUUUGCACUGAGGUCCGCCUCUCCCCUCCCUCCCACUUCCCGCGAGCUGCCUCCGCCUUCUUCCUCUGCGUCCACCCUCAACCCCCAACCCCGACUGUCGGGAGCUGGGCUAGGAGCCCUCAGUCGGCUGGAGCUCUGGAUGUGGGCGCCAGACAAGCCCACGGCGCCUACCUCCAAGAUGGACAGCCGCUACACCAGCACCGCGGGCCUCGGGGAUUUAAACCAGCUGAGCGCGGCCAUCCCGGCCACACGAGUGGAGGUGUCCGUGUCCUGCAGAAAUCUUCUUGACAGAGACACAUUUUCUAAAUCUGAUCCAAUUUGUGUCUUGUAUGUACAAGGAGUUGGAAAUAAAGAAUGGAGAGAGUUUGGAAGGACUGAAGUAAUUGAUAAUACUUUAAAUCCUGAUUUUGUAAGAAAGUUUAUUCUGGACUACUUUUUUGAAGAAAGAGAGAAUCUUCGUUUUGACUUGUAUGAUGUUGAUUCGAAGAGUCCCAACUUGUCAAAACAUGACUUUCUGGGACAAGUGUUUUGUACAUUGGGGGAGAUUGUUGGUUCACAGGGAAGUCACCUGGAAAAGUCCAUAAUAGGAAUUCCAGGGAAGAAAUGUGGUACAAUCAUCCUUACAGCAGAGGAAUUAAACUGUUGCAGAGAUGCUGUUCUGAUGCAAUUUUGUGCGAACAAACUGGACAAGAAGGACUUAUUUGGAAAAUCAGAUCCUUUUCUUGUAUUUUAUCGAAGUAAUGAAGAUGGCAGUUUUACAAUUUGUCAUAAAACAGAAGUUGUCAAAAACACUCUAAAUCCUAUAUGGCAAGCAUUCAAGAUCUCAGUCAGAGCUUUAUGUAAUGGCGAUUAUGACAGAACAGUCAAAGUAGAGGUGUAUGACUGGGAUCGAGAUGGAAGUCAUGAUUUCAUUGGAGAAUUUACAACAAGCUAUAGGGAACUUUCUAGAGGGCAAUCACAGUUCAAUAUAUAUGAGGUGAUAAAUCCCAAAAAGAAAGGAAAAAAGAAGAAAUAUACUAACUCAGGAACAGUCACGUUACUUUCUUUCUCGGUAAAAACAGAAGUUUCAUUCCUUGACUAUAUUAAGGGAGGAACACAAAUCAAUUUCACAGUGGCUAUUGAUUUUACUGCAUCAAAUGGCAACCCUACCCAGCCGACUUCUCUCCACUACAUGAAUCCUUAUCAACUGAAUGCCUAUGGUAUGGCACUGAAAGCAGUGGGAGAAAUCGUUCAAGAUUAUGACAGUGAUAAAAUGUUCCCAGCUUUAGGUUUUGGUGCAAAACUGCCUCCAGAUGGAAGGAUAUCUCAUGAGUUUGCUUUGCUGCCAUGUUGUUGGAACACUAAAGCAGCCCUAUGCAGAGCUCGUGUUGACCUACUGCCAGCAAACCAUAAUGGGAACCCUCAAAACCCCUACUGUGAUGGCAUUGAGGGUGUCAUGGAAGCUUAUUAUAGGAGUCUGAAAUCUGUACAACUGUAUGGGCCAACCAACUUUGCUCCUGUAAUUAAUCAUGUAGCAAGAUAUGCUUCUUCUGUAAAGGAUGGCUCCCAGUAUUUUGUGCUACUGAUUGUGACAGACGGUGUUAUCUCAGAUAUGGCUCAAACUAAGGAGUCCAUAGUUAAUGCUUCAAAACUUCCAAUGUCAAUAAUUAUAGUAGGUGUUGGGCCAGCAGAAUUUGAUGCAAUGGUUGAAUUGGAUGGAGAUGAUGUAAGAGUUUCCUCCAGAGGAAAAUAUGCUGAAAGGGACAUUGUGCAGUUUGUGCCAUUCAGGGAUUAUAUUGACAGAAGCGGAAACCACAUACUCAGCAUGGCUAGAUUAGCUAAAGAUGUCCUAGCGGAGAUCCCAGAGCAGUUUCUCUCCUACAUGAGGACCAGAGGGAUCAAGCCAUCACCUGCACCUCCCCCGUACACCCCACCUACACAUGUGUUACAUACUCAAAUAUGACUGUGCUCCAAAAUGCUAAUGUAACUAUACUUCAGUUAGAACUGCUGAGUCUAUGCUUUUCUCCUGGUGCUCUGUAAGGAACCAGGGAAUGAGAUACUUUUCUCAGUUUGGUUUCAGCAGUAUUGGUUUGUAUGCUUUCUUGGAUCCAAAAUUUAUUAUCUUCCUAAACCAAAACUGUAAAUACGGUUGUUGCAUGAGCAACAGAAAAAUUGUUUAAAUGCUUGAAGCAAAAUAUGGAUGUCUUCUCUGAAUCUUUAAAUGUUUUUUUGGACAAAAACAGCUAAUUUCCAAUGUACUGUUGGGGAAAAGCGCAACCUGUGUUUUUAACUCAAAUAUUGUCCUUGACUGCUAUGUAUAUAGGAAAGCAGUCUCUCUAUAUCAAUG